This is a messenger RNA of Caenorhabditis elegans, 921 nucleotides long. It is a transcript of the gene col-8, whose product is annotated as Cuticle collagen 8. Gene Ontology annotation, molecular function: structural constituent of cuticle. The record is from RefSeq and is marked reviewed. NCBI's taxonomy places the organism in Eukaryota, Metazoa, Nematoda, Chromadorea, Rhabditida, Rhabditidae. The coding region runs from base 2 to 886 and encodes 294 amino acids. The transcript has 3 exons.
AAUGAGUAAUACACUCAUCUGGGCGGGGUCCGCCUCCAUGCUUGUAUGUGUCUUCGUGGCACUUUACACCAUGAUGGGUCUUCUUACUGACAUCAAACAACUUCAAUCUGAUUUCGAUGACGAGAUGUUUGAAUUCCGCGCCAUUACUAAAGACACCUGGCAAAGGAUCGUCACAAAACACACUUAUCCAGGUGGCGUCGACGAAGAAACAAUCGAAUCUCAUCCACCAACAUUCGAGACUCUUUUCGGAACACGUAAGGCCCGUCAAGCUUAUCCAGAACAAUGUAACUGUGGACCAAAGUCUGAGGGAUGCCCAGCAGGACCACCAGGGCCACCUGGAGAGGGUGGACAAAGUGGAGAGCCAGGACAUGAUGGAGAUGAUGGAAAGCCUGGUGCACCAGGAGUUAUUGUUGCAAUUACUCACGAUAUUCCAGGAGGAUGUAUUAAGUGCCCACCAGGACGUCCAGGACCACGAGGACCAUCAGGACUUGUCGGACCAGCAGGACCAGCUGGAGAUCAAGGAAGACACGGACCACCAGGACCAACAGGAGGACAAGGAGGACCAGGAGAGCAGGGAGACGCCGGUCGACCAGGGGCAGCUGGACGUCCAGGGCCACCAGGACCACGCGGAGAGCCAGGAACUGAGUAUCGUCCAGGACAAGCCGGAAGAGCCGGACCACCAGGACCCCGUGGACCACCAGGACCAGAAGGAAAUCCAGGAGGAGCUGGAGAAGAUGGAAAUCAAGGACCAGUUGGACAUCCAGGAGUUCCAGGAAGACCAGGAAUUCCAGGAAAGAGUGGAACAUGCGGAGAGCACGGAGGCCCAGGAGAACCAGGACCAGACGCUGGAUACUGUCCAUGUCCAGGACGUAGCUACAAGGCCUAAACUCUUGAAUUGUUCAAUAAAACUUGUGUGCAAUU